Molecule: messenger RNA, 2011 nt
Organism: Salvia hispanica
Lineage: Eukaryota; Viridiplantae; Streptophyta; Magnoliopsida; Lamiales; Lamiaceae
Source: RefSeq, a predicted model, not a curated record
AAAAUGUAAAAUCAUUUGAAGAGAUUGGUAGAGAAAUUGUGAGAAAUUGUGAAAUGUUACCACUGUCAAUUUGUGUUAUUGGAGGGAUUUUGCGCCAAAAAGAACACACUUUACACGAAUGGAGUAACGUAAAUAGGAACAUAGAAUUGUUGUUGACGCAUGGAGAAGGUGUUCAAGACUACAAACGAGUAAAACAAGUGCUAGAGUUGAGCUAUGAUGCAUUACCAUAUUACUUGAAACCAUGCUUCCUCUUUUUAGCAUGUUUUCCCGAGGAUGAAUUGAUAUCAAUAGAGAAAUUGUAUUUAUUGUGGAUGGCGGAAGGCUUCAUUUCCCACCAAGAUAAAGGACCUAACGAGACUCUAAGAGAUGUAGCCCAAAGAUAUCUAAGUGAGCUUGCUAUGAGGUGUAUGGUUCAACUGCAUGAAGCUGAGAUCUACACUCCGCGUGAUAAGUUUGAUUCGUGUGGGAUUCAUGAUUUAAUGCAUGAUCUCUGCUCUUCUAAAGCUGAAAAUGAAACCUUUCUGAAGCGCAUCGAUGCUUCCAAAUAUCUGAAUGAUUACGUGCUAGCACUACCUCCAUCCGUUGGCAAUUCCGUAAGCAGAUUAGCCAUCACUCGCGAACACAACGCGUAUAUAUCAAGUGUAAAGGGGUUAGAGGAAGUUAAAGAUCUUAGAUCCUUGAUGCUUCUUCACAAGAGGGAUUAUUGUUACGAAUCCAUUAAGUUGAAAGAGAGUACGAUUGACUUUGAGAUGUCGCAAUGCUUGAGGAUAUUUGUGGCAGAAGGUUGUAAGUUUGAAGGGGAAAAGUUACCGCGUAAGGUGGGUGAACUGAUUCAUUUAAGAUACUUGAGUUUGAAGUGGUCUAAUGUGAGAAAGCUACCAAAGUCCGUAUGCAGCAUGCCAUACUUGCAAACCUUAGAUUUGCGAGUAUACUUUUUGGAUGUCAUUAGAUUGCCAAAUGUGAUUUGGAAGAUGAAAAAGCUAAAGCAUCUGUUUCUCAAUGAAAUAAAAGUGAUUGGAGGUGAGAAACUAAGACUCGAUGGGCUAGACGAGUUGGAGACACUAGAUGAGAUCAGAAGUGAGACGGCUCGCAUUGCAGAUAUCCCCAAAUUGAUCAGCCUACAGUCGCUGAGUGUUAAAGUUCGUGAUGAUUGUGAUGUGGAUAACAUGUCAAUUUUGUUGAGCAACAAAAAUAGACAAUUACGCGAGACUUGUCUUGAGGUUGAGUCAUGUGAUUUAAGUUCGGAGAAAGGUAUGGAGUUUUUAAGUGAUGGGUUGGCGUCUCCUUCGUUGGCUAGUUUGUGUAUCAAAAAAUGCAAUAUGAGUGGAAGUUUUCCAUACUACACACAAGGGAUGUGUCAGAAUUUAGUAAAGUUGUCACUUGAAGAUUGGGAGGUUAAGGUAGACAUGACGGAUUUUGGCAAGUAUCCCAUGUUGCAAUCUCUCUCGUUGUGCGGAGUCAAGAUGACAGGAACACUAAUUUGCCAGUCAAAUUCAUUCCCGCAACUCAAGGAGCUUCAUCUUUCCUACUUGUCCGCUUUAAAGGAAUGGGAAGUUGAAGAAAGAGCAAUGGCGAAACUUACUUUCUUGUCGAUCCGUUCGUGCAGAUAUUUGAAGAAGGUUCCAGAAGGUUUGAGAUCCAUCUCCACUCUUCGAGAGAUGGUUAUCGGGCAAAUGCCAAUAGAAUUCACUGAGAAAGUAAGAGAACAAGCUUACUUCCCAUUUGUCAAGAUUGAGAGAUCUCCCUGGGAUAGGGAUAGUUCUCAAGAUUGAUGUGCAUGGUAUGCAAAGCCACUGAAAGGGGAGAUUCAAGCUGUGGCUGCAACACAACGCAACUUCGUCCCACCACGUGAACGUCAAGAUCAUGUGUAAUUUUCUUGUUAUACUUUAUCCUUGUUUCGGAUUAUUUUAUUAAAUUUCAAUUGAGUCGAACUAUAGUUAUAAGCUUCGUCCAAGUUUUCUUUGUCGGUUCUUUCCCGGAUUUGUAUUAAUAGAGUCGAACCGCAUAGGGU